Molecule: messenger RNA, 1986 nt
Organism: Microdochium trichocladiopsis
Lineage: Eukaryota; Fungi; Ascomycota; Sordariomycetes; Xylariales; Microdochiaceae
Product: P-loop containing nucleoside triphosphate hydrolase protein
Exons: 3
Coding region: 1-1986 (661 amino acids)
Molecular function (GO): ATP hydrolysis activity; ATP binding
Source: RefSeq, a predicted model, not a curated record
AUGGAUGCGCGUCGAGUGCAGAUAUUCCACCGCCUGGAUAGCGAUAAUUCAGCUGUCUUUCUUUCCCCUCCAGUUUGGAAUCAACAUGAUGGCGCGCUUCAACUCAAAUUCUCCCACUUCAUCCAAGAUCCCCAGAGGUAUGUGGAGAAGGCUGGAGACGUUGCUUACAUAGUAUACAAGGAAUACAAUGUGGACCACCAGCGCAAGGCUGUGGAUGAACAGAUCAAGGCAAACGUCGCCCUCCCCCCGCCUGAGCCGUCUGAAUACCAUGUUCAGCUGGUCUUCAGGGACACAGUCUCGGCAAUGACGACAUUUCUCGACUCACUCCCAACAUUCCGCGCAGACUUCCCGGGAUUUGAUGAGAGCGAUCUAAUGCAUGGACCGUUCACUUGGUGGUUCCAUUGCAGGAAAUCAUAUGACUUGACCCUUAUCGGACCAUAUCAAGCUCGUUUGGUGUCUCAGCUCAUCAACACAAUCGAAGAAAUCUAUGGGGAGCUGUACGACAGGGUAAUCGACCAGUUCGCCGAGGGUAAGGUUUCUCAAUGGUCCUUGGAGUAUCUUGUGAGGCCUGGAACUGUACUGCUCCGCAGAGUUGGGCCUCUCACUCUUGGUUGUCUCGCCAUCGGUUGUACACUAUCCGUACAAGAGAAGGACAACACUGCCUCGCUCUCCGUCGAUACUCGAUCUAUCGUGUUCGACGGACUGUUCCGACGUAACUUCGAACGACACGUCAUCGAUAUUCCAAAUGACGGUGAAGUGGACAUUAAAAGCUUGAAGCUUUUUCCACUGGACUUCGCCGAGCCAGGGACGCGUGAGCGACUAUCGCGUCGCGGACGCACAUACUGGAAAUGCCGGCAGCAGAGAUUUGUGUCUUGCCAGGAACAGUCAGAUUCACAGGAAGGAGAACGAUUUAUGGUCGAUUUCGAGACAUACAAGGAACUCCAUCCCGAUAACUCGUACACAAAGACCAUCUUCCUACCUGGAAAAAAUUAUUACAAAGACUCAAGCUUACCCGAUAACGAUUGUGACCCAGAAGAACCAGACAUUUUCUUAUUCCCGGCCGUCAUUCCUGGAUUCGAUUUUCGUCGCAAGAAAUGGAAGGAGAUCGAGGUCGACAAGAUCCGUGACGUAGUCUGGAAUGAUGAAGCUUUCAGCCACCUGGUUGCCGACGAGGAUAUGAAGGAGCUGAUAGAAGCUCUAGUCAGCAAGCAAUUGGCCGCCGAGACUAGUACCGAUCUCAUCAAGAACAAAGGAAAUGGACUCAUCAUGCUUCUGCAUGGAUCGCCAGGGACAGGAAAGACCUUCACGGCCGAGUCUGUAGCGGAACUCGCACGGAAGCCGCUCUAUCCAGUCACGUGCGGAGAUAUCGGCACCGAGCCCGAAAAGGUGGAGAACUACUUGGAAUCCAUUUUCCAUCUUGGCAAGAAGUGGAACUGUGUCAUGCUUCUGGACGAAGCAGAGGUGUUCCUCGAGCAGCGCACGUUGCAGGAUCUCCACCGCAACGCUCUGGUAUCUGUGUUCCUACGCGCCCUCGAAUACUACGACGGCAUUCUGAUCCUGACUACGAAUCGGGUUGGCACGUUUGAUGAGGCGUUCAAGUCCCGCAUUCAAAUCUCCUUGCCAUACAAGAAGCUCGACAGGGCGCAACGGAAGCAGAUCUGGAGAAACUUUCUAGGGAGACUUCAAGGCCUCGGCCAACAUGGCACGAUCGAUUUCGACGACAUUGAAGCUCAUCUCGAUGAUCUCGCUGAUUAUUCUAUGAAUGGUCGGCAAAUUCGCAACGCCAUCACGACAGCGAGACAACUUGCAGAGUUCAGGAACAAGAAGAUGAACUUCGCAUCCCUCAAGAAGACCAUCGGGGUCUCGGAGAAAUUCGACAAGUACUUGGCGGAUGUGCGCGAGGGCGAUGUUCGCGAGCUUCUAGGAGAUGGAAAGGAAGGCCGGCACUCGGAUGACAUCAUUGCCAGAGAGAACGAGCUAAGAUGA